CGCGUGAGCGUUCUCGCCGGUCGGGGCACUGUAUCUGAGUGUCGAGUGGGUACAAUUGGGAUGUGCUAAAUUAUGAAUUAUGAAUACUCCAUAGUCAAUGUCAAAUGUAUGAUCUGUUGUUUCAUACCUACAUUCGUACUAACUUUGAUAAACACCAAGGUCAGUUUGAGUGUUGAACGUACGUUGGCUGCGUUCCUGGUAUUUGAAAUUCUAUGGUAUCCUCCGCCUUCGUGUCAUUCAAUUUCCAACGCUGACAGAAUUCCGUCGCGCGCUGCCCAUUCGCAGUUUUGCCGUCACUAGGUUUUUUUUGUUUCCGUCGUCGAUGGGCAAUUCCUCCCGUAGCGUGACGCGGCUGCUCAUCUGCAUCUCGAUUGCCAGGGUCGCUGUCCGAGAUCGUCUGGGCAAUGUCGGAAGCGGUGGGGAGACUCCCCACACGACCGGGGAGGAGGAACCUGCGGACCAGGACCCGCUGAUGUUCACCGAAGUCGGCGCGCAUGCUACGUAUACGUUCGUCGAACUUUGGCCAACGUCCACACCAGUGGGGAUGAAAGAGUUGCCGCGACAACCUGGGCGUUUCACACGACAACCUGGGCGCAUAUCGGAGCACCGUGGUCUGAUAAAGUGGUGCCAGAACAAGGGCUUUUUCUGCUUUCCAAAAGUAUGGGAGGCGCACUUGAUGGUCGGAGAUUUCCUUGCAUGCAAGUGCUCCCCCUCUCCCUGGGAGGAGAAAGCUGCUCCUGGGAAGACAUCGGCGAUGUUCAAUUUCACAUCUUUCUACGUGCCGUGGAAUUCGCCGGCGGCGAUAAUCAAACGCCGAGAGAAGGAUCAAAGAAGGCACGAAGAGCACCUCCCUACCGAAGCAAACUCAGGCCCCUCCUCGUGGUUUGACCGGAUCUUGACAACCUUCAGCCCGCUUAGCACGAGCGUAGAAGAGAAAAAGUUGGUGCAGCACUUAGGAGAAAGCGCGCUCCUAGAUCGCUCUCUCCGCGGUAGCGCAGACUUCGCUUUCGGCGACGCGCCACUGCUUCCGGGCGCUGGAGUGGAGCCCUUGGAUGCCGCACAUGAUCUGAAAGCCGUGCGGGUAGACGGCGGAAGAACAGGGCAGCGGGGGCGCUGGGAAAGCGUGUCGAAUGCGGAUCCGUUUCUAAUUCACUUCACCGCUGAAAUAGAGAGAAGAAUACCGCCGCAGUACGAGGAAAAGCUCGGGUGCGACCACGCGAACGGUGUGGGUCUUGCGUACCUGCAGCACCCUCAACAAGUGUGCGACAGUGACGGUUUUUGCUACUGUCACGAGCUCCAACCCUGGCUGCCGAUCGACGUUGACCGAUUUGUCCUUCGCAUGCCCGUGUUGCUCGACAAUUGGUGCUGGGGUACGUGCUUCGAUUUCGUUUACGACAAAAUCAAUGCUGACGUGGACAAGCAGGAAGUUGCGGGCUCGGCACCGACAGCACAGGGACUUUUUGCAAAGUUCAUGCGAGUGUAUGACGCAAUGCGCACUUCAGUCGUAAGAUACGCAGAAAAGGUGGACGAUCCGUGCUCCGUCGUGAAGAUGGAUUUUGUGGCCGAACCACGUAGCUGAGGAAAAGCUGCAAUAAAGGGAGCAAGUCGAUCAUGUGUCCUUCAACCCGCAGCUACCAUUGUACUAGGGACGGUUGCUUCUCAUCAUCGAUCUUAAAUUUGUCUGCUAGUAUAGCAACGACAAGAACGUCAUCAAUGUUGGGAAUCGUUUGAACGCAUCACAAUGUCGAGAUAUCGAAUUGCGUACUUACACUUGUCGCUAGAUACGUACAAUGAAUACGACCACUCGUGUUCUGCACGUUGAGAUGAAAGUACAGAAAACCAAAAACAAUUUUGUCU
Amoebophrya sp. A120 is the source of this 1857-nucleotide messenger RNA. Lineage: Eukaryota; Dinophyceae; Syndiniales; Amoebophryaceae. The record is from the annotation of a GenBank genome assembly.